Molecule: messenger RNA, 1209 nt
Organism: Fusarium oxysporum Fo47
Lineage: Eukaryota; Fungi; Ascomycota; Sordariomycetes; Hypocreales; Nectriaceae
Product: Alpha/beta hydrolase family-domain-containing protein
Exons: 4
Coding region: 1-1209 (402 amino acids)
Source: RefSeq, a predicted model, not a curated record
AUGGCGUCAUCAUUUCGAAUGGUACAGCACAUUGUCAAUGGCUGUCACACUCGGGAUCACAGAGCAGCGACUGCCAAUGGCGACGACGACACGCCGAAGCUGUCGGUGAAGCAGUACAUCCCUUUAGACAACUCGACACCAAAGCCGGGAGAUCUCACGAUCAUCGCAGCUCAUGCAAAUGGAUUUCCCAAAGAAAUGUAUGAGCCACUCUGGGAUGACAUUUACCAAUGUGCCUCCCAAACUGGUAUACGCAUUCGAUCAAUCUGGAUCGCAGAUAUGUGGAACCAGGGCCAAUCUGGCGCCUUGAAUGAGAAGAUACUCGGGAAUGACCCGAGUUGGUCCGAUAAUGCAAGAGAUAUAAUGAACUUGAUUAACCAGAAGCAAGACUCAAUGCCUCAUCCUAUCGUUGGAAUAGGUCACACCCAUCCACGGCUUCUGAGGUCCCUUGUCCUUCUUGACCCCGUCAUCCAGAUUCCAAACGGUAGCAUUCCGCCGGCAAUCUCAUCCACUGCCCGCCGUGAUAUUUGGCCGUCGAGAGAAGCGGCCGCAGCGCGAUUCCGAGGGAGCAAGUUUUUCCAGGCAUGGGAUCCCCGUGUUCUGGACCGCUGGAUUGAGCAUGGUCUUCGACAGGUGCCAACAGAGCUUCACCCCGCUCAAGGCACCGAGAAAGACGAACGUGUCACGCUCACAACUUCAAAGCAUCAAGAAUUAUUCACCUUUCUCAGACCUACAGACCGCGAGGUUCCCGGUGAAGAAUACUUAGAUAAGGACCCAGUUGCAGACGAAGAGUAUCCCGGGUAUCCCUUCUAUCGCCCUGAACCGCUCCAGGUCUUUCGUCGCUUACCGGACCUCCGUCCCAGCGUGCUCUAUAUCUUUGGGGAGACUUCAGAGCUAUCGCCGCUGGAACAGCGCGAGGCUAAGAUGGCGAGAACCGGUACUGGAGUUGGUGGCAGUGGCGGUGCUGCUGCUGGCCGAGUCAAACAGAUUGUUCUUGACUGCGGUCAUCUGGUUGCUAUGGAAAGAGUUACUGAGUGUGCCGAUGCCAUCAUCGGAUUUCUUGGAAGUGAGCUUGAGAGGUGGCAGCAAGAAAAAGAAGAGUUCGAGAAGUACUGGAAGAAGAAAUCGAGAAAGGAGCAGAUUACGAUUGAUGAGAACUGGGCUAAUAAGGUAAACCCAAAUGCUACGCGAGCUGGGAGGACCAAGCUUUGA